Messenger RNA from Bacillus rossius redtenbacheri, 1498 nucleotides. Its product is annotated as pro-resilin-like. Gene Ontology annotation, cellular component: extracellular matrix. The record is from RefSeq and is a predicted model, not a curated record. NCBI's taxonomy places the organism in Eukaryota, Metazoa, Arthropoda, Insecta, Phasmatodea, Bacillidae. Bases 52 to 1374 code for a protein of 440 amino acids. The transcript has 3 exons.
UCUUCUGUCCAGCGUUUGCACCACCAAGCCACACACACAAACGCCAGCAACAUGAAGGUGGUGUACCUCCUCGCAGCAGUGGUCGCGUGCGCGCUGGCCGAGCCGCCGUCGGAGCGCCAGUACCUGCCCCCCGGCCCCCAGGGCGACGCCGGUGGAUACGCCCCCAACGGCAGGGACUUAGCGGCCGACAACUCCCCGUCCGCCCUGUACGGCGCCCCGCAGGCGGCCAGCACCUUCGACAGCUCCAGCUCGCUGUCCACCGAGUACGGCGUGCCGUCCGCCUCCGCAGCUCUCGGCCGGUUCAACGGCGCCGCCUCCGCUUCGUCCUUCAGCGGACAGCGAUCAGCGUCGACCGUGAGCUUCGGCAGGGCCGGCCCCGUCCCCGCCAGGUCCGCUGCCGCCCCCGGCUCCUCGUACGGCGCCCCCGCCUCCGCGCAGUUCGACGCCGGCUCAGCCUCAUUGUCCACGCAAUACGCCUCCAGCCGCUUCGCCGCCGCCCCCAGCUCUGCGUAUGGCGCUCCCUCAUCUGCCGCCUCCAGCCGAUUUGCCGCCGCCCCCAGCUCUGCAUACGGCGCUCCCUCAUCUGCCGCUUCUAGCCGAUUCGCCGCCGCCCCCAGCUCUGCGUAUGGCGCUCCCUCAUCUGCCGCCUCUAGCCGAUUCGCCGCCGCCCCCAGCUCCGCUUAUGGUGCCCCAUCUUCAGCCGCCUCCAGCCGAUUCGCCGCCGCCCCCAGCUCUGCGUAUGGCGCUCCCUCAUCUGCCGCCUCUAGCAGAUUUUCCGCCGCCCCCAACUCUGCGUAUGGCGCUCCCUCAUCUGCCGCCUCUAGCCGAUUCGCCGCCGCCCCCAGCUCUGCGUAUGGCGCUCCCUCAUCUGCCGCCUCUAGCAGAUUUGCCGCCGCCCCCAGCUCUGCGUAUGGCGCUCCCUCAUCUGCCGCCUCCAGCCGAUUUGCCGCCGCCCCCAGCUCUGCGUAUGGCGCUCCCUCAUCUGCCGCCUCUAGCAGAUUUGCCGCCGCCCCCAGCUCCACGUACGGCGCCCCCGCCUCCAGGCAGUCUGACGCUGGCGCCGCCCCCAGCCCCGUUUAUGGCGUUCCCGCCACCGGGUACAGUGGAGUGCAGACCGAAGAUCCUCUCGCUGAGCCGGCCAACUACCAGUUCAGCUUCGAGGUCCAGGACGAGCAGUCGGGCAGCGAGUUCGGGCACCAGGAGAGCCGCCAGCUGGAGGCCGCGCAGGGCUCCUACCACGUGCUGCUGCCCGACGGCCGCACGCUCGUCGUCGACUACCAGGCCGACGAGGGCGGCUACAAGCCCGAGGUGCGCUACGAGGAGCCCUCUGCAGGGUACCCCGCCGCCCGGGGCGGCCCCGCCGGGCCCUACUAGGCCCUGCUAGGCCCUGCUAGGCCCUGCCGCACGCUCACCGACACACAUCGUGAUACUACACUGUCCUCUGUACAAAACCUUGUAGAGCUAGUGUUCGUAAUAAAUAUAUUUAUCUUCUUAUUUA